AGAGAGGCGCUUUCCCUGCAGCCUGGGAACCUGCGUCGGAUCCCGCAGGGGUUUCCAGCAGCCGCUGCCUGGCUAUGCACUGGGCUCCCCGCUGCUCUCCAUGGACUGAGGCUGCUUGGGCACCAGGCUUUGCAUCAGCAGCACAGAGGGGUCCUCACCGUGGGGGGACUGGACGUGAACUCCUAGGGACACUGACAAGGAUUUGUGUGUAAUCUGCAAUCUGGACUCUAACACACCGAAGGGCAUUUGUUCACCCCAAAAGACUUCAUAGUCAAGGAUCAUGGUAGACAUUUUAAUAGUAUCUUUGAGACUUCUCAGUUUCAUAGUGGUAUUAGGAUUUCAACUGGUCAUCCCGCAGACAUCAAUUGAACACAGAAAGGUUCCCCAGAGGAUAGAAGAACAAAGUUCGGAAGACAGCAGUGCAGGAAUCCCAGGCAUAUGGGGCAGUUGGGGCCCCUGGUCUGCUUGCUCUCGAAGUUGCAGUGGUGGGGUGAUGGAGCAAACCCGGCCCUGCAUCCCAAACUAUUACCAUGACAGGGCUUAUUCUAGACCGGGGCAACAGUACCCAACCUUGGAAAGAACUCUUGCACCCCAGCAUUCCCACCGUCGUGAAGAUCCAUUGACCCCUUAUUCUGUCCAUAUUAUCUCUGCCAUCCGUACAUCCGUGCCACUUCACAGAAACGAGGAGCAGGUUCAGAGAGGUCUUUGGGCUUCAGUUUCCUCCACCGGCCGCAAUGACAGCCAUCUGCACAGAGGAACAUUGAGAGGCAGCCGGCAUUCUCAAAGGCACAGAACCAAGCCAGAGAGGAGAAACAGAAACCAAAGUCCCAUAGGCCCAGGGAAAUAUGGAUAUGGAAAAGUGCCAUAUAUAUUACCACUGCAAACUGACACUGGGCAACUGCCUCAAAAAACACGGAGGCAGCGACAGUCAACAAGGAAUCAAGUGUAUGAGCAGAAUCAGAGUAGUGGGAACACACACAAUCAUCCAUCUAACCCUUCAGUCCAACAUGGGAAUCUUUACCAAGAAGAACGUGGACCUCAGGUGUUGGGGCCCUCAAUUUAUCAGCAAGCUUCAACCCAUUCACAGGCCUUUCCUGCAUCUCAAAGUUUGUUUCAUGGGACUGACUCAACCCACCAUGGCUCUGCAUCCCACCAGCCCUUCCAAGGUCAACCUCACCUUCCAAGGUCUGGAGCUAUUGUGUGCAUUGGAGCCUACAAGCAGUACAAACUCUGCAACACAAAUAUGUGUCCUGAAAGCAGCAGAAAUAUCAGAGAAGUACAGUGUGCAUCAUACAACAACAAACCAUUUAUGGGUCGAUUUUAUGAGUGGGAACCUUUUGCAGAAGUGAAGGGAAGUCAGAAGUGUGAACUGAACUGCCGAGCAAUAGGCUACCGGUUCUAUGUGAGACAAGCUGAAAAAGUAAUAGACGGCACGCCAUGUGAUCAAAAUGGAACUUCAGUCUGUGUGUCUGGACAAUGCAAGAGCAUUGGCUGUGAUGACUACCUGGGCUCAGACAAGGUGGCUGAUAAAUGCGGAAUAUGCGGAGGGGACAACACUGGUUGCAAGGUGGUCUCUGGUGUUUUCAAACACACGCUAACAAAUCUUGGCUACCACAAAAUAGUAGAAAUUCCUGAAGGGGCUAUUAAAAUCAACAUUACUGAGAUGUCCAAGAGCAACAACUACUUGGCAUUGCGGAGUCGAUCAGGACGGUCCAUCAUAAAUGGAAACUGGGCAAUUGAUCGACCCGGGAGAUAUGAAGGAGGAGGGACUACAUUCACAUAUAAACGCCCAAAUGAAAUCUCAAGCACUGCAGGGGAGUCCUUUUUAGCAGACGGUCCGACAGACGAGAUCCUGGAUGUCUAUAUGAUACAUCAGCAACCUAACCCAGGUAUACUUUAUGAGUAUAUCAUUCCAGAAGCCAACAUCAUUAGCCCUCAGUUGCCUCCGCACAGAAGGCCAGGGGAGCCAUUCAAUGGUCAGUUAGAACUGACAGAUGGUACAGAUCACGAAGACGAGAAUUUGCAGAGGGAGACAGACACUCACACUGGACAGUCAACAGGGACCUUUCCUGUUAUUCAGCCAGGAAGGUUUCCUUCUCAUCAGCCAGACAACCAGGUGCCUGCUGUGCAGCCACCACGACGAAACCGAGAACACAACUGGAAACAGCUUGGAACAACUGAGUGCACCACUUCGUGUGGGAAAGGGUUGCGAUACCCAAUCUUCCAUUGUGUAAACAGAAUCUCUCAUGAGGAGGUGUCUGAGAGCUAUUGUGACACCAGCACCAAGCCCACACCAGAAGAAGAAGCCUGCAAUAUCUUCCCAUGCCCAGCCUUCUGGGAUAUAGGGGAGUGGUCUGAGUGCAGUAAAACAUGUGGCCUUGGUAUGCAGCACCGACAAGUCCUGUGCCGACAAGUGUAUGCAAAUCGUACUCUGAUGGUUCAGCAAUACCGAUGCCAUCACUUGGAGAAGCCAGAAACAACCAGCACAUGCCAGCUGAAGAUUUGCAGUGAAUGGCAAAUUCAGACGGAGUGGACUUCGUGUUCGGUGCCAUGUGGAGUGGGGCAGAGGACCCGAGACGUAAAGUGUGUCAGCAAUCUUGGAGACAUUGUUGAUGACGAGGAGUGUAAUAUGAAGCUACGGCCAAAUGACAUUGAAAACUGUGACAUGGGGCCCUGUGCUAAGAGCUGGUUCCUCACGGAGUGGAGUGACAGGUGUUCUGCUGAAUGUGGUGCAGGAUUCAGAACACGGUCAGUAGUUUGUAUGACCAACCAUGUUAGCAGCUUGCCACUGGAGGGCUGUGGGAAUAAUAGACCCUCUGAAACAAUCCCCUGUGACAAUGGACCCUGUGUGGGUAAAGUGGAGUGGUUUGCUGGAAGCUGGAGUCAGUGUUCAAUUGAAUGUAGCAGCGGAACCCAACAGAGAGAAGUCAUUUGUAUUAGAAAAACGGAAGGCAGUUUUGAUGUGUUGAACCCUUAUGAAUGUUCAUUUUUGGAAAGACCUCCCAGCCAGCAGCCCUGCUACCUCAAACCCUGUGGGGCUAAGUGGUUUAAUACAGAGUGGAGCACAUGUUCCAAAUCCUGUGAAGGAGGAUUCCGGGUUCGAGAAGUACGAUGUCUGUCAGAUGAUCUGACACCCAGUAACCAAUGUGAUCCACAGCUUAAACCGGAAGAAAAAGAACCUUGUAACACUCAGGAUUGUAUACCAGAAAUAGAUGAAAACUGCAAAGACAAAUACUACAACUGCAAUGUGGUGGUGCAGGCCCGGCUCUGUGUCUAUACCUAUUACAAGACAGCUUGUUGUGCAUCCUGCACAAAGGUGGCCAAUAGACAAUCAGGUUUUCUAGGGCGCAGAUAACAACUACUCCAUCACCCGUAGCGUCCAUGUUUAACUUCGAUAUGGGAACAUAAACAGUGUUACUGUUUGGACUGCAACAGGUUCUACCUUCUUAAAGAGAUGGUUUCCAUAUCGCUGAGCACAUCAAGACUAUGGUUAUGUCUCACACAUAACAUGCAGCAUAUAAUAGGAGCUUUUUGGCUUUUUAAAAUGUUCAUUGUAAAACCGUGAUUUUUAAAGCAUUAUUUUUUACUGAAACUAUUGUAUGCAUCUGUUCAUCAAAUAAUUGUUAUUUAAGGAAAAUACCACCCUUCUUGUUAUGAAUUGAAUGAAAGGAAAAUCAGUCAAAUGCAUUUAUUGGAGAUGUUUGACCAGUACAGAUACAGCAGCACAAUUAUUUGCUGAGUACCAACCCUUCUUGGGUGUUUUGGACUUAAAUUAGUAGAUGGUAUCAGUAGAACAUGUAUGUAAGAAGUGUUAUGUCAUUAAAAAAACCCAGCACCCUUAGGACCCAUUUAAGCUCAAUUUCCCAGCACCCUAAUAUGUGUGUUUAAUUACCUCAACCCUUCAUACUAAAUUAGUGUCAUGAUUAAGAUAUCUCUGCUGUACUCUCAAUAACUUCCUGCCUUCAACUAAGCAGCAAAUGUACACACAUUGACUGCCUAAAGGUGCCUUGUAUCUAAUUCAUAAACUAGUGCAUUACAGUUAUAGCCUGUAAUUCUAUAUGGAUGUUGAAAGCAAUAUAUUACCCACCACAGUGCCCUUAAGUUUUAGAAGUCUUCUCCUUAACAUGUGACGCUAACAGCUGAAGCUCAAAUGGGUGACGUUCCUCCACUGAUCUAAAUUGUCAGUUUACACCAGCAUAGAAUCUUCCACCAUGAUGUAGCAAUCUCACUGCAUAAUAAUUUUUCAUUUUAGAAGUGUUCAGUAAGUAACAGGAUCAAUCCAAACAUGUAUACGAUUCAGUUAGUAUUGCCAUCAGUUUCUGAAGCUGCCACCAAAGGAUCU
Messenger RNA from Gopherus flavomarginatus (Mexican gopher tortoise), 4342 nucleotides. RefSeq names its product thrombospondin type 1 domain containing 4 (gene THSD4). Gene Ontology annotation, biological process: extracellular matrix organization. The record is from RefSeq and is a predicted model, not a curated record. NCBI's taxonomy places the organism in Eukaryota, Metazoa, Chordata, Testudines, Testudinidae. Gene Ontology annotation, molecular function: metalloendopeptidase activity. Gene Ontology annotation, cellular component: extracellular matrix. The transcript has 18 exons. The coding region runs from base 281 to 3355 and encodes 1024 amino acids.